AUGCCUCUUAAUAUUUUUGUCACAGCUGAAGAAGAGAAGAAAGAAGUAAAAAUAGAUGAUAUAACUUUAAUGUUUUUUGAUACUUUAAUGGCUUCUUUAAAUGCAGCUUUUCCAAAUAUAAAAACUUUUUAUGAUUUUUUUGAAUAUUGUGAUGAAGAUGGUGAUAAAGUUUCUGUUCGUUCAGAUGAUGAAUUACAAACAUUUUUAGUUGAAGUUAUUCGUAAUUUUGAAGAAAACAAUAAAAAAUUGGAAAUUAAAUUAAAAUCAAAUAAUUUAAUAAUUUCUCAACAAUUAAGUAUUGAGGAAGAGGAUGAUGGAGUUUUGGAUAGUUAUUUAAAUAAUAAUCAAGAAUGUUGUUCAUUGACAUUACCUGAAAUUGUUAUGGAAGGGAAUAAUGGAGUGAAAAAUAAAAAAAUAUUAUUUGAUAAACAAAUUAGAAAUUCAAGUCCAAAUACAAACAUAAUUUUUGGACCAGAAGAUUUGCAAUUAAUUGAAUGCUUGUCUGAAGGGCAAUUUGGGACAGUUUACAAAGCACUUGAUGUAAAAAACGAUCGUUUAUUAGCAAUUAAAUGUUUAGCUUUAGACGGGGGUAAUGGAACAAGGCAGGGACUAUUAAAUGAAAUUGCUAUUUUAAAAAAAAGUGCCCAUCCAAAUAUCGUUACAUUUCACGCCGCUUUAUUUGUCGAGAAUAAUCUUUUAAUUUGCAUGGAAUUAAUGGAUGCCCUUUCUUUAGAUUUAUAUGGACAAUUACACCCUCUAGUACUUGGUGCUUGUACAGUAGCUAUUGUGGAAGGACUUAAACACCUUUGGGAUAAUUCUAUUAUACAUAGAGAUAUAAAGCCAAGCAAUUUUCUUGUAAAUUCUUUUGGGGAAGUUAAAUUAGCAGAUUUUGGUGUUUCUAAACAAAUGGCACAAUCAAUUGCUUGGUCCUAUGUAGGCACUAAGGUUUAUAUGGCACCGGAGAGAAUAAAUGGGAAUGUUUACAACGUGGCUAGUGAUAUUUGGAGUUUGGGCAUUUCGUUGGCAGAAAUGGCAUUGGGACAAUCUCCAUUCAAAAAUGAUUUAAACAUGGAUAUAAAGUCAACAGAAUCUUUAAUUAUUAAACCUGAACAUAUUUUUGCUUUACUUUCUGAGAAAGAAUUAAUAGCAAUUGGAAAUGGAUUUACGGAGGAAUUAAUUUAUGGAUGUUAAACCCAAAUCAAAGAUUUAAUGGAAAUGCAAUUAUUUCAACUAAAUUUUUAUUAGCACAUCAACCAAUGAAUAAAAAUAUUGUUGCAAAUUUUAUUAACGAAAGGCGUAAAAAUGGUUUACUUCAAAAACAAAAUACA
Messenger RNA from Meloidogyne enterolobii, 1328 nucleotides. The record is from the annotation of a GenBank genome assembly. NCBI's taxonomy places the organism in Eukaryota, Metazoa, Nematoda, Chromadorea, Rhabditida, Meloidogynidae.